AUGGUUGAUGUUCAUGUAGACAGUUUGAUGACUGAUAAUGUGGAAGGAAGUGGAUUUGUUGAUUGUAGUAAUACAGAGCAUGAGUUGGAGCAAGAGAAAAUUAAUCAUGUUAAUUCUAUUGAUAAUGGCAAGUCCAAUAUUGUGGAACCAUGGAUUGAAAUGGAAUUUCCCACAUAUAUUGCUGCGUAUGAUUAUUACAAUGAUUAUGCAAAAAUAAAAGGAUUCAGUGUUCGCAUAAGCUCAGGCAAUUACUCUAAGAAAGAAGGAAAAGAACUCAUAUCAAAAAAAUUUGUUUGUAAUAAGGAGGGUCUAAAAUCUACAAAUGAUAAGAGAGAGCACGGAAAAAUAGUAAAGCGUCAAAGAGAUACUAGAGUAGGUUGCAAGGCGAUGUUGCGGGUGAAUCGAACUGAUAAAGGAACAUGGAUAGUGAGCAAACUUGUUAAUGAGCAUACAAAUCAUGAGUUGACUAGUCCAGAUAAGGUUAAGAAUCAUUAUUCCCAUCGAAAGUUACAUCGAACAAAAGAUACUACAGGAACUAUGAGGGGUGUAUUUUGGGCAGAUGGACGGGCCUGGGCGUCAUUCUUAAAGUUUCAUGACAUUGUUGUUUUUGAUGUUACAUAUAGAACUAACAAGUUGGCACUGCCUUUUGCUCCAUUUACUGGUGUUAACCACCAUUGGCAGUUAACUUUAUUUGGUUGUGCACUACUUGCAGAUGAGGAAGAAGACACAUUUGUCUAG
Molecule: messenger RNA, 738 nt
Organism: Asparagus officinalis (garden asparagus)
Lineage: Eukaryota; Viridiplantae; Streptophyta; Magnoliopsida; Asparagales; Asparagaceae
Product: protein FAR1-RELATED SEQUENCE 5-like
Exons: 2
Coding region: 1-738 (245 amino acids)
Biological process (GO): regulation of DNA-templated transcription
Source: RefSeq, a predicted model, not a curated record